Molecule: messenger RNA, 809 nt
Organism: Vitrella brassicaformis
Lineage: Eukaryota; Vitrellaceae
Source: the annotation of a GenBank genome assembly
CCAGCCUUGUCUAUAUGUCAAUGUGGUGUCUGUCAUGUUACUUAGUCACUCACUCAGUCACUCUUUCAGUCAGUCAGUGUGGUUACAAAAGCCAUUCGUUCAUUCUCUCUGCCGUCCGUCAAAACUGGCUGCCACCCAAACAAAAUGCAUCCAUCCAUCCAUCUCACAUGCCGUCCACUCAUUUAUACCAAUGGCAGCCACCGACCACCAAUCAGUAAACAAAACACUGACACAGUAUUCACAGCCAGCAGCCAAGGGGGGGAGCGACCGAGGGAGGGAGGGAGGGAGGGAAGCAGGGAGGAGGGAGAGGGAGAGAGGACGAAGGAAGGGCGUCCCUCCCCCCGUUGUGUGAAUUCAUUCAUUUCUUGGUCCUGUGUUCCUCGAGCAUCUUCUUGGUCUGAGUCUCGAUCUGCUUGCUCAUCUCGGCAGCCUUCUGCGCCUACACACACCACACCAGACCACACCAGACCACACCACGGCACAGCAAUGAUGCAUAGUCACGCCGAGUGUCGUCGUGGAGGCAGAGCAGCAUGGCUGACGUCUUUUGCUGUGGUGUCUGCGAGCCUGGCGGCCUUCUCCACUUCUGUCAUGCACUUUUCAAGACGGACCUGCCGACCACACAGACACAGACACACUCGAGGAAUGCAGGAAAGCCCCUCUCUGUGCGCAUGUCAGCCCCGCCCACCUCACCUUGUGUUCAUUGAGGACGUCAGGAGUGAGCUGCCUCUCCCCCUGCUGGCUCUCCAUUUGCCGCAACGAACAGACAAGGCAGCUGGUUAAGAAGCUGCAACCAAUCAACCAAUCACCUC